This is a messenger RNA of Lytechinus pictus (painted urchin), 5354 nucleotides long. RefSeq names its product tripartite motif-containing protein 3-like. Gene Ontology annotation, biological process: protein polyubiquitination; negative regulation of translation; proteasome-mediated ubiquitin-dependent protein catabolic process. Lineage: Eukaryota; Metazoa; Echinodermata; Echinoidea; Temnopleuroida; Toxopneustidae. The coding region runs from base 878 to 2068 and encodes 396 amino acids. Gene Ontology annotation, molecular function: ubiquitin protein ligase activity; metal ion binding; translation repressor activity. The transcript has 2 exons. The record is from RefSeq and is a predicted model, not a curated record.
GAAUUUUUCAUUUUGAACUUCUUAGUAUAGUAUAUAAGGUAGAGGGUCCGACAACAAAACAGACCUGUAAAAAAAAGAAACGACGAAAAAAUCAAAACAAUAUUAAAACGAACUGCAAAAACGGAUAUCUAUUUGGGAAAAUACAAAAUUGGUGGAAUCCUAAAGCAAUUUAAUGAUUAUAUUUGUUUUCUUGAGGCAGCCCCGCUCCCGAUAGUUGCAGUUCCCUGAACCUCACAUAUCCAUGCCACGGACUAUAUAAGCACACGGAACAAGGCCCCGGACUGGCUGGGCGAUAUGUUGUUUGCACUUUUGUUGGAGCAAACAUUGACUCUCUUUUGUCGAAUUGUAUUGAUCAAAGAGUUUUUCGUUUGGUUAUUGAGCCGUGGUUUGCUGUUUCACAAUAUUAUUCAAUGGAAAGGCUCGUCAUAAACGACACGCACGUUCAAUUGUUAUGGGGGUUAUGGCGAAUACCAUGGUAGUGUGCAUGGCCCCCAAUUAGUCAUUUGAUAUAUUCUACGAUUCUAGCAAUAUGAGUGAUACAUAUCGUAUUAGUGAAUAAUACAAACAGGGAUUUGGAUGAAUGUGGUUCACCGCCAUGGAGACGUAUAUGCACUACACAUUACUUGAUUGGUAUUUUUUAAAUGUGACUUCACGACUCAUUUAAAGAUUUGAUAUGAGGGUAACGGAAAGCUAAAGACACUUGCGAAAAAUAAUAGUUUCAAGACCAGAAUGUAAUGACCUGCCUCUACUAUUUCCUUGUUUCUCAUUGUUAUGGAAAUAACCAGCUGACAGAAUGUUGUCUUUUAUAUGAGGAAGACAUUUUAUUCGUCGUAUGAUCUGCAGAACUAACCCAAGACAGGCUUGAAAUAAAAUCACCAUGGCAGAAACGGCUGCUUCACUUGCUAAAGACCUCCGUCAUGAGUUCCUCACUUGUUCUCUCUGUCUGAACUGUUACUCUCGUCCUAAGAUGCUACCUUGCCAACAUGUCUUCUGCACUCGAUGUCUUCACAAGUGGUACGAGUCCAAGUCCAAACAGAACGGUACCAAUGCCAAGACUGUCACCUGUCCCAUGUGUCGAGUUUCACAAACUGUGCCCCCAAAUGGUAUCCUGGGCUUUCCUGAUAGCCAUGCCACGACGUCCUUGAUAAACUUCUUGGACGGUCGUGUCGAGUCGACGCCGUCCUGGGGCCCAACCACCAUCGGACUCAUUCGAGAGUUUGGAGAGAAAGGGAGCCAGGAUGGUCAAUUAUAUAAACCACUUGGUAUAGCCACUAGCGCAGAAACUGGUGAGUUUUUCGUCACCGACUGCAAAAAUAGAAUACAGGUCUUCGACAACGAUGGUGUGUUUGUCCGAAAAUUUACUUUUCCGCAGUUGGCGAAGAAGUUUACGCCGACGCAUCUGACGAUGACACGACGACUGAGCGCGGAUGGGAAGGAAUGUCUCCUAGUGUCCGACGUUAGUAACAAACAGAUACUUGUCUGUUCUCUCGGGGGAGAAAUUCUAAUACGAUUUGGCGGCAACGAGUUGGGGAUGCCCGGUGGUGUUGCGGUGACGAAAGACGGGUCGCUGCACGUCGUUGACGUCUACGCCAGAGUGGUACGGACUUACAAUCGUUCUGGACAAGAGAUUCGUAGCUUCUCCGGACUUUCGUCAUCGCGGAAGAAAAUAGACACAAGCACGGAAGUCGACGAGUGCGUCUUUCGCAGUCCUACUCACAUUGCGGUUACACGAUCUGAUAUCCUUCUCGUUUCCGACAGCCAAUCACAUCUUAUUUACAUCUUCGACAAUGACGGCAGCUACCGAAACAAGUUUAACUCGAUUGGUAAACAUGGUGGUCAGCUGCAGAAUCCAUCUGGUAUUGCUGUUGAUGGGUCUGGUAACAUCCUUGUUGCUGAUACAUCGAGUAAUAGCGUCCAGCUAUUUGACUAUCGUGGACGGUUUCGGAAUCGAGUUGACGACAGUUUUGAUGGCCUUCGGAAUCCCCAAGGCAUGGCCAUUUUGAAUGACGAACAUGUGGCAGUAGUUGACGCUGACAAUCAUGCCAUCAAACUUUUCUCUUAUGUAUAAUUAGGAUCAUGCUUUCGAAUCUAUAUCUUCAAAAUGACAAAAAGCAAGGAGGAAACAAUGAUGAAAUGAUCUAGAAAUAAAUGAAAUCAUAUCGUAGAUGGCAAAUAUGACUAACCAUUAAGCAUGGUUACUAUUAAUGCAUUAAAUAUGAUUCAUGCAGUAGAAAAAAAAACUCAUAUUCCAAUUUUUGUUUGAUAAGUCAUUGCUUUCUUUUUCCUAUUGUAAUUCAGUUAUAUUCUUUUCCGUCCUGACGAUGUGAAUGAUGCUCUAGAUGUUUUGGCAUGAAUUUUUCCUUCUUUUUAUUACAAAGCGAACAAAUAAGACCCCCUAAACAAUUGCGCAAUAAAUCGAAACAAGAUUAUUUUCUUUUUAAUGUCGAUAACCAAGUUGAAUUAACUGCAAUAUGUCAUCUACAUGUACAUUUAAACAUUUCGCUUUUCAUUCAGUUUCUGCUCAAAUCUUAAUUCUAGAUACCACAUGCAGAUUUUUUUUCUAUAUUUAUAGUGAUGUAAUCAGUGGCGUACCUGGGAUUUUUCACAGGGGGGGGGGCAAAACCGUCCGCAAAAAAAUUGACAAGCAAAAAAAAAAAAAAAAAAAAAAAAAAAAAAGGUCUUCAAUCACAAAUGAAGGAUUUCGUACAAGAAAAAAAAUUGACAAGCAAAAAAAAAAGGGUCUUCAAGCUCGUCAGGGGGCAGGGAUACGUCCUUUGCAUGGGUUGUGGCUCGUCAGGGGGGCAGACUGCCCCCUCUGCCCCCCCGUAGGUACGCUAGUGGAUGUGAUGUUGUCAUUACGAGAAAAGAAUAUUGAAAAAUCGGGCAAAUACCGCGUACAUGGCAGUAUAACAUAUCUCUCAAUCAUCGAAUGCUUCUGUAUAAGUUUACUUUCUCCCCAGAAGUUUCAACGAUAUUCGUACUUUCUAAAAUUGCAGAAACUUCUAAAAUAUUGAUAUUUGCCGUGCAAAUUUGCAGAGGUUUAGCUGAUCUUAAUCGGAUGUCGAUAAAGUUUUGAUUUUUUUUUUCAUUGGAGGUAAUAUUCAAGGGGUUUUACAUGAAUUUUGGUUUGGAUUAAAAAGUAGAAGAAAGGACUGAAAGUUGAAAAAUAUAAAUAUUUGAUAGGGGUAUGACGGAACAAGCCACGAUUAUCCCCUUUAAUUAAUGUGAGCAAAAGAAUCGUUCAACAAGGCCUUUAAUUUUCAAGAAACUUAUACAACAAGUAAGGAAGCCAUGAAAAUAAUUAUUGAUCAAAUAAUAUUUUGUUACAUUAAACUUAUUGAUCCAAUAUAAAGAGAUAUUAUGUAUUUAUACAACUCCCAAGAAUGUUCUGUAAUCUGAUUGGUCCAAAUCGGAUCACAUGAUAUUCAGCGAAUUGCACUAUAUUGCAUCCAAAAUGCACUAUCCUGCACUCUGACGUCAUACCAAAUGUAGAGUAUGUACAAUCCUGCACUCUGACGUCAGAGUGCAGGAUAGUGCGAGGUCUGGAAUUAUCUAGAAUAUAGAUCAAAAAUAGCAUUCGGGGCAACUCAGUAACAUGGGGAGGGGGGUGUAUAAAACAAACAAUGCGCGCAUUCAUCUGCAUAGAGGACCUAUAAUUAUUAAUGAACUCUGUGCUCGACUUAACUUCUGUGAUGAACCAAACAUUCAUCAUUGAAGUUUUACAUUGCUUUCCAAAAUCAUGGAAGCAUUGUUCAGCCCCGAAUUUCAGGCCCGGUGUUUAGCAAAGAAAAACGAAUGACUUUAGUUUGCCAUAUAUUUUUACAUGCUGCAGUUGGUUUUAGUUCCAUGAUUAGUGUGGUCACACUCAACGAAAAAUAUAAAAUCGUCGAAACUUUGACUUGCGCCGAAAUUGUAUGAUAUUAUUUUCUCGACAGUUUCAUAACUUUUUUUAUUACUUCACAUUGUUUACCCUCUCUUGUUUUAUUAAUACCACGUUCCGCCAAUUUUCUUUUGUUGUGAAAGGCUAUUACGGUCGUCUUGUCUUUCCGCUGAUGCCUACAAUCAAUAUGUUAUUAUUUUGUCAGAUAAAAAUAAUGCUCUGAAGGUCACUGUUAAAAAAAAUUAUGUUAUAGGCCUAUCUAUAUUAUGAUUAAAUAUGUUAUUAAAAAAAUUUAAGCGGCAUGUAUCAUUAUAGGUUGAUAACACUGGAAUGGGCAUUUUCUCUAGCAUUUCUGAUUCUUUCUUGCCUUCGAAUACUAAAGCUUGCAUUAUUUAUGGGUUUUUUUUAUUCAACGCAAACUUGCCGUUGUGCUGCGCGUCUUCAUUGGUAUAGCAUUGUGUCAAAGAUUGGGGAAAAUAUUAUCCCAAUUUUUAAAGAAAAAAACCCAGUGAAAUGACAGGGUGCAUGAAGCUGAAAACCUGAUACGCCUUAAAUGGUUAUUUCGGCGAAACGUUUUCUUCUUUCAUUAAGAGAUGUAAAAUACUUUUGUAAUUUAGGGCUUAUCAGCGACGAAAUGAACGUAAAAAUUGCGUGUCAGAAGCCAUACGUAGACCUUUCAUGUCUAUUUUGUUUUCCUCCUCCUCCUCCUCAUCACCACCACCACCAUCAUUAUCAUCAUCAUCACUGGCGGAUCCAGGGGGAAGCAAAAUUAAAAUUUGUAAUGUAAAAAUGCCAUUAAAUCAGAGGUGUGCCCCCUCUUUUGAAAUUUAAGACCUUUUUUUUUUGGCUUGUCAAAAUUUUUUUCGGGUACGAAAACCUUUUUUUUUCUUGUCAAAAUUUUCCUCCGAAAUAUUUGCCCCCCUUAUGGAAAAUUCUGGAUCCGCCCCUGAUCAUCAUCAUCAUCAUCCUAAUCCUCCUCAUCAUCGUCAUCAUCCUCACCUUCCUCCUCCUCAUCAUCAUGUUCGAAUGCUGUUUUGCUCAUUAAUAAUUAUAUUAAUGACAACUUCGUCUAAGUUCAGAGCUUGUGUAAUUUAUUUUUUUCUGAGUCCUGAUUUUCUGAGUUUUAUGAACAUGGUUUGCUAUGGCGUCCCAAUGAAACAAAAAUGUAUUUUCACUUUUGCAUGAAAUAUGACGUGGGUGCAGGUUCAAUUCCUAUAGGGAACGGAGGGGUGAGAGUAUGUAUUCCACUUGAUGCGAACUGAUGCAGAAUCAGGGAAUUCAAACGUCACGUCGCCUGAUUCACCAUGAUAGUACCCCUCUCAAACAUGUCAAAGAGAUGCACUUCCUAUUGCUGUGUCAUUUUCCUUCAAUAACCGGAAAUUAUAAGUUUUAUAUUUGUAUCUCAAAGCAUGAAGUGCUUAAUUUGAAUAAUGAUGCAAUCAAUAAAUCACGGGAUAAAAUGUAUUUACACAAA